Messenger RNA from Bursaphelenchus okinawaensis, 6069 nucleotides. The record is from the annotation of a GenBank genome assembly. NCBI's taxonomy places the organism in Eukaryota, Metazoa, Nematoda, Chromadorea, Rhabditida, Aphelenchoididae.
AUGGCUUCUGCUCUAGCUUUGUGCAGUAAAGACGGCACGAACGGACCUUUACAUCCGGUGACAUUCUCUGACCCAGGUCAUUUAUUUUUCUUUGACCGGCUACGAUAUCAAAGAUUGACUGGUCGAUUUUGUGACACUACUUUAAUCAUAAACAACAGCACUGAGUUCAAAGCUCAUCGCAAUGUUUUGGCUGCUUACAGUCCAUACUUUGAUUCUAUAUUGACGUUUAACAGAGUCACCAGUGAAAAGAUAAUAUUAAACAAGGACAAGUACAAUGAAGAUGCGAUGGCGCUUAUUCUGAAUUACAUGUACGGCGAGAGCAUUGUCAUUGACAGAACGAACGUGAGAGAUGUUCUGAAGCUGGCCAACGAUCUUAUCGUAGGUUGUUUACAAUAUUUUGGUUGUUUUUUUAGGAAUUGUGUUGGAAGGGGAUAUUGUCUUAGGUAAUUUGCAAAAAUGGACUUUAAAGUUAAAAGAAUUUAAAAAUUUUGCGGUAAAAGACGGAAUUAAAACAUAGUGAGAGUUAUUACAAAAAUGACAUUCUGAGAACAUUGGCAGAAAAAGAGAAGACAUAAAGAUAAACUUUAGAUCGUUCGAAUCAAAAACCAUUGUUUGGACUACUUGGAGAAGAAUCUGGACGCGGCCAACUGUCUGACCGUCAAAACUCUGGCCGAAACAUAUUCUGUCCAGAAACUGGUAAACAAAGCCAUCGACUUUUUCAAAAGGAACAUCGAAACUGUACUUUUACACAAUGCAGACAUAUUGUCUAUGGAGUUUAAGGAUGUGAAUCUGUUACUGCAAAGACAUGAGAGUUAUAUACAUCCUGACACUGUGCUUGGGUAUGUAUAACAGAAGUAGUGCUGUAAAAUACGUUGUUUAAGCAUGACAUUGUUAAAAAAAUAUUUAAAAUGCCAACUAAUGUCUACAAGACAUAAAAUUAGGUAACAAAAAUGAAAUGUUAAUUUACAGUUUGGUCGUACGAUGGAUUAAUUAUGACAUAUCAAAAAGAGAACAGUAUUGUGGAAGACUUAUGAAAAGAGUAGAUGUGACAAAACUAACGCCAAUUAAACUCGAAAAUGUACUUGACUUUAAUCCUUUCUUCUUGAGUGCUGAGAAGACAUUGUACACGGUGUUGAUGACAUUGUAUGUUCGAAAAGAGUUUUCAAAACUUAAAAGAAUGGCACUAGUUAAAAAAAAGGUUUGAAAACAAAGAAUGACUUUUUUACGUUUCAUAUUGGUCAAAAGAUAAAUGAAAAGAAGUUAAAUAGUAGUUUAGAUUUUAAAUCAAACAUCACAAAAAUUAAAAUUAGAAAAUUUUAGAAAAACGAAGAACUACCUCAAUGAAAAGUACAUGCCAAAGUUGUUAGAACUACAACAAAAGUAUGGUUAUCAAGACAUUGGCGAUGUUGGAAGUGGAGAUGAAGAGCUUUCUGAUGGAGAAAACUUACAGUAAGUUAAUUUACAAGAAUUUUUUGAAUAAAGUAAGUGUUUUAAUAAUGUAUAUUACAGUGAAAGCACGGUAGACGAUCAUUCACUCAAGUUGCGAUUGAAAAUAAAGAAGAAGAAGCGCAGUAAGUUUUUGUCUUUAUACCUAAACAUAUAAUAUAUUAAUAGCUAAUGUUAUAACUACUAGAACUCAAGUCAGUCUUCUUUAUACCUGAAACCUUUACCAUAGUAAGUUUCAUGCCUUUUUGGGUUCUUUAUGUAUUUAAUGAGAAAACUUUAGGGCAUUCGUAUUCAGAAGAAGGGUCUCGGAAGCGAGGACGGCCACGAGUUUAUCGACCAGUCGGGAAUGAAUUGGAUCCGGAUAUUGAGGAAGAGCCAGAAAGUUUAUUUUACCAGUUUGAGGAUUCUAAUGAUGGCAAUAUUGUAAGUAUUAACUUUAUAUUUUGAAAGUACUAAUCUUAUACUUAACUUUGUAGUAGAAAAUCAUGAUAACAUAUUUUUAACUACAAAAAAUACCGUAUUUUAGGGCUUUGAAGAGCCAGAUGAAAAAGAUCCAGCUGAAGUGUCAUUAGAAGAUCAAGUAGGUAAAGAUUCUGAGAACGAAACUGGCCAGGUAUGUUUAUAUACAGUAUAGUUUUACGUUGUGCAAGAAUGAUUACAGUCAAUUGUAUGCUUACAGUAAUUUAUAUAAUCAUAUUACAGUACGACUUACCAUGUGAACAUUGUCCAUUCAAAACCAAAAACCGUGAUCAACUGACGAGACAUAUGGCAACAGCACACUCACUUAACGUGCUGUAUUACUGUAACAUCUGCAACUUUGAAUGUCGUUGGAAUCGCACCUUCUACGAUCAUAUGCGACAGCACUUCCAGGUAUGUGGUAUUGUAGUCUAACAAGGGAAUGUUACAAACCGCCCAUUCGCUUUUUAAAAAUGAAUGGUACCAUGUGAAAGAGCGUAAAAAGUUGACUAAAAAUCUAUUUUUAAAAACUGCUAAUUUUGCUUUACAAGCCCGCUAGCGAGCUUUUAAAGUUUUUACUAUCAAAACGGAUUUUUUAAACCCGCUUUCUUUUGGCUUCUUUCAAAAAGGAGAAGUAAAUGUGUUCGAAUGGCCGAGUGGUCAAAGGCGCCGUGAUUGCGCAAACAAUGGACUUUAGGUUCGAUUCUCUUUUUGGGUAAAUGAUUGUUAUUCUUUUUUAUUUAAAAGUUACUUAACUUAAAUAUUCAAAAAAAAUUUUUUUGUUGGUAAUGGCUUCUUACAUCUAAUAAAACAUAAAAAAGUAAAAACUAAGGUUUUUAAAAAUACAAUAAUCCAAAAGAAAGAUAACAACUUAUAAGGCCCUUUCAAUAAUGAUUUUAAAACCUCGCUAGCGGGCUUGUAAGGCAAAAUUAGCAGUUUUUGAAAAUAGAUUUUUAGGCAACUUUUUACGCUCUUUCACAUGGUACCAUUCACUUUUAAAAAUCGAAUGGGCAGUUUGUAACAUUCCCUUGUAAGUACGUAUGCAUGUUAAUCUGAUGUGACGUGCUUUUGGUGACUUACAGGGUUACUUAAGUUCAAUAAAUAGUACAUGCUUGAGGGUUCCUUUGCAUUAUGCUACAGAUUACUGUAGUAUGAGCUUUGUUAGCGGUAGUACUGUAGGUUUAGAGGUCUUAUUGGUUGAGGUUUCAAUUUUAUAGCAGUAUAGUAAAUUGCUUGUACACUGUAUAAGAUUCGGACAUGUUACAGUAGAGUAGUAUACUUUUUAUGCUACUCAACUUUUAUACUUGAUAGUACGUACUUAAUAGUACUGUUCAUUUUUAUAUUCUCUGGCUAUUACUUACGUUUCGUCGUUUUACUAUGAAAACCCUCCGAUAUACUGUAAUAUAUGUUUCUUUCGUAAUGUUUACCGGUAUGUUAAGUCUAUUAUACUAUUUGCGACGUCACAUAAGGCAUACUUAACGAGGGUGGAUUUGUGUACGUUUCUGGUGGAGUUUCCGUUGGAAAUAGCAUGUAAUGCGGAUAUGGUAACAUAUGUUUUGUCAUCCCCAUCCUACGUCAAAUGGGAUUAUCUGUUUUUGUGAAGCACGCCUUUUGCUAGCCGUCUGUUUUCAGUUUACAGUUUAGUACGGUAAUGGGUAUGGUUCGGUAGUACUGUAGAUUUUUGCAAUUUAAUUUUGUAACGUUUAAUAAUAAUUUGGAUUACAGUAGGUAGAAUUUGUCUAUUGGUUGGUUUAUAGUAUUUUAUAUGGUCUUGUUUACAAUAUAUGUAUUAUCUUGUACUGCAAUUUUUUUUAAAUUUUGGUAUUUCAGACUGUUCCAUAUCAAUGUGAGUUCUGUUCCUACAGUGUAGAUCGUAUGCACGUUCUUCUGUCACACAGACUCACUCACAGUAAGUUCUUUAAUCACAAGUUUCUUUUAUAUAUUAUACACCUUUUGUGUUACCUAAAUUAUGUUUAAUACCUAUGACAAUAUAGUUCACGUAUUUACCUAAUAUAAUUAUAUUGCACUUGAUUAUACUAAAAAUACAGAUGUUUGUUGUUUAUUCAAACCUUAAAUAGGUAAUCGCAAUUGACGUAGGGAUUACUAUUUUACUGCGAAAGUGUAAUACGGUCAUGGAUAAGCACUACUAGUUAGGUUCGGCAUAAGUUAUGCCGAACCUAACUAGUAUAGAAUAAAAGGGUAUAAAUAUAGUUUUUGCUGCAUGAUUCGUAUAUUGUUAGCGUAUUAGGUUUGCAUUAUCGUAUCUUUUAUUCAAAAGUUUAAAAAUACUUUUAACUGUGUACUAAAUUUAAAAAAAGCUUUUAAGUUGCACUGUGCAGCCAUUUUUAAACUUUCAUUGUAAAACAGUAGAAAAAGACAUACAAGUGUUUCAGCUAUAUUGUAGUAUGAUGUAUAUGACAAUUACAUUUCAGCUGACGAGAAACCUUACAAGUGUACUGACUGCGACUUCCGAUCCAGGUCCAAGACCAAUCUGAUAGUGCACUAUCGAGUUCACAGCGGCGAACGGCCAUUUGAAUGCAAGAUAUGCGGUAUAUACUUUGAUUACGUUGUAAAUUAUGGUUAUUGUAGACCUAUAAGAAUGUUUUCUUUUUGCGGUCAAAAAGUUCAUAGAAGAAUUUUAGUUUUAACCCUCGGAUUCUGACAAUCUCAAAAAAAAAACUUAUAUUAUGACAGUUUCCUAAUAUUAAUUUUUACGAUAAUUUUAUGUUGUUUUAGGUAAGCGAUUUGCUGUCCGAAGAACGUUGGAUCAACACAUGGCAACUCAUUCCGGAAAUCGGUACGUGUAGCUUGGUUACUAUAACAUACUUCAUAUAUAUAGCCAUCUUAUGUUAUUUCCUACCUCAAUAUACAAAAAUCAUUUACCAUAUACACCUUUCAGACCUUUCCAAUGCGAAGAAUGUUCGUUUACCACCAAGUACCAAAGCCAUCUUGUCAGUCACCGUCGUAUCCACACUGGAGACCUCUUCAGAUGCCAAGAACCUGGUUGUGAAUAUGUAUCGCCGAAGAAGAGUCAGCUGGCUGCUCAUCUUCGUACUCAUCUGGCAGUACGACCUCAUCAAUGUAAAACCUGUAAUAGGUCUUUCAUCGAGAGAUCACAUUUGGUACGACACGAAAGGAUCCAUCUCAAGGACAAGCCCUUCAAAUGUGAUCUGUGUGAGUAUGCAUCAUCCAGAAGAGACAAACUGAAGGAGCACUUCCUAAAGCAUCAUACUGCGACCAGUAAGAGCAAACAGUACCGGCAUAAGGACAAGAAGAAGGGCCAUGAAGGGGGAGACUCUCAGAAGACAAAGGUCAGUUUGGGGGAUGCUUGGAGUUUGGAACAGUGAUUAACAUAGCAUAAUUUUAAUACUGUAAUAUAUAUAAACUAUCACUUUUUUGUUUUAUUUGUAAUAUUGACCUUGAAAUUAACUGUAAUAUCAUUUUUUGCAGUUCCUAUCCCCCGGCUACAUCUUCCGCCCCAUCACCCAAGACUUUGACCGCCGUGAACACUCGAACAGCGUUCCAAUGGGUGGGUACGAUGAAGAGUUAGCCCAGCUUGAAAUGCAAUGUCAUUCCAACCCUUCAAUGCUACCUCCAAACCAGAUUCAGCGUCAAAUGUCAGUGCCAAUCGACUUCCGCCAUAACCAAGGGAUGCCACCCAUACCCGAAGGCAGUCCAAUGUCACAGACCCCGAUCCCAGAGAACAUGAACAACAUGAUGUUCGACGUGGGCAUGGUGCAUUCACGAUCGUAUUCGAAUGCUGAUAUGCCACAGAGUAGUUUUAAUCAGCUACCGAGCUCAUCGAUGAGUUUGGACAACUACCCGGUCGAUUUCAAUCAGCGACCGGUCGAUUUGAAUCAAAGACAGGUUGAUAUGAACCAACGAACAGUGGACCUGAACCAAAGACAGCUUGAAUUGAAUCAAAGACUAGUAGAUAACCAACUACCUGUCAGUCAGAUCAACAAUGACAUGAGGAAUACGCUAUCCAAUGAAUACGCUGGAUACAUGGAUAACAUGGGAGGUCAGAUGAUGGUGGAACGACCCAGAAGUCAGCCGACUCUACGAUACCCUCAGGGCAUGGAAUACAACAAUAUGCGGAAUCAGCAGCAACCAGGAUCUUCGUUAUCGUCUCAACCACCCAAUCAAGAACGUCCUGAUUGGUACUAG